Messenger RNA from Aureobasidium uvarum, 369 nucleotides. The record is from the annotation of a GenBank genome assembly. Lineage: Eukaryota; Fungi; Ascomycota; Dothideomycetes; Dothideales; Saccotheciaceae.
AUGAGUGUUGCCCUGUCCGCCGAUGGCGAGUUCACCGCUUCAGGACAUGCAAACGGAGCUGUAUAUCUCUUCAACAACACCACUGGCAGACUGGCUCAUUCGCUGCAAGGUCUGGUCAAGCCCGUGAGGACGGUGGCUUNNUUUUCGCCGGCGAGCAAGUUCCUGGCUGCCGGUGGUGAUGCAAAGGUCAUUGCUUUGUAUGAUGUCAAGAAUGGCGAGCAGGUGGCCAAUCUCACUGGCUCGCAGAGCUGGGUCAUGAGUCUGGAUUGGAGCACUUCGGGUGAAAACCUGUUGAGCGGGUAUGUUUUGCAUUUCUUCUCUCUCUCUCUCCUUGAAAGAGAGAGCUCUCUUCUCGAAAUAGAAUACUGA